AUGGCCACGCCGUGGCUGCUGCUGCUGCCGGCCCUGGCACUGCCCGCGGCGCUGGCCAUGCCCGCGGCGCAGCGAGCCCGGGGCGCGGCCCAGGUGGCCCAGGUGGCCCUGGAGGCGCUGGUGGCGUCGGGCGAGGGCCGAGUGUCCCGCGGGGCGCUGGGGGCCCUCGUGGCGAGCGCGGCCGGCCGUGCGCAGUGCCCGGGCGAGCCGUGCGGAGAGUGUCCCUCGGUGCCAGCGGUGCUGGCCCUGGCCGGGAAGGCCCCGGGUGGCACCGCCGGGCUCGAUGCCACCGAGCUGUCCUGGCUGGGGGCGGCCGUGGUGGCCACGCUCAGGGACCCCCCGGGCGCCUGCGGGGACCCCGAUGGGGACACGGAUGGGGACACCGAGGCCACCGCGGGGCCCUGGGCCAGCCGUGUCCGCGCCCUGCACCGCGAGUUCGCCACCGAUGUCACCGGCGAUGCCACCGGCAGUGUCACCGGCACCGGCACCGUCGCUAGCCACGGUGGCCCCGGGCUGCGGGAGGUGGCCGAGCUGCUGGCGGCCAUCGAGCCCAACUACCGCGGUGACAACGGCCACCAGGCCUGCGUGGAUGCUCGGGGGGUGCUGGCAGCCACCUCCAGGGUGUCCCCAAGGGUGGGGACCGGGCGGGUGCUGGUGGCACUCGGGGUCCUGGUGCUGCGCGGCCGCCGCCUCUGCCCUGGGGACAGCGGGGACACCCCCAGCCUGCAGUGUGGGGACACCGGCAGCCACCGUGGGGACACCGGUGACAUCGACACCCUCCACGGGGACACGGACGCUCAUCAUGGGGACACCGGUGACAUCGACACCCGCUGUGGGGACACGGACACCCGGCACAGUGACACUGCCCCAGGGCCACCACCCACGGGGACAGUGACACCCGUUAUGGGGACAUUGAAAGCCACCUUGGGACUUGAAAGCCACCGCGGCCCCACGAGCCCCGGCUCCUACUCUGGGGACACGGGUGACAACGUCACUGUCCCUGUCCCCACCAACAGCAGCGACCCCGCGGAGCAGCUCAACACCAGCCAGAGGUACGUGCUGGGGACGCUGAUGGCGCUGGCGCUGGCGCUGGUGCCGCUGGUGGCGCUGGCCCUGGUGCUGUGUCCCGGCUGCUCCCGGUGUCCCGGCUGCUCCCGGUGUCCCGGCUGCUCCCGGUGUCCCGGCGGUUCCCGGUGUCGCCGCUGUCCCCGGCGCUGGGGGCGCCCCCUGCUGGACGGGCUGGCGGCCGGGGCGCUCAGCGGGGACGCGCUGCUGCACGUGCUGCCCCAGGCCCUGGGGAUCCACGGCCACUCGGGGGGCCAGCACGCCGAGCACGGGGCUUCCCACGGCCCCCCCUGGGAGAUGCUGGCGGUGCUGGGGGGGCUCUACGGGGGCUUCGUCCUGGAGCGGCUGCUGGGGGGGCUGGGACCCCCCCCCGAGGAGGUGAAGGAGGAAGACCCCACCCCUGACCCCGCCCAGAGCACACAGGAGCUGACCACGCACGGCGCGGGCGGCGCGGGCGGCGCGCAGGCGCUGUUGCUGUCGGCAGGGGGCGCCGUUCACCGCCUGGCGGACGGGCUCGCGCUCGGCUCCGCCUUCGCCGCGUCCGCGAGCGCCGGGGCGGCGGCGGGGGCGGGGCUGGCGCUGCACGAGCUGCCGCGGGCCUUCGGUGACGCGCUGGUGCUGUCGCAGUCCGGGCUGGCCACCCGGCGGGUGGUGGCGCUGGCCGUGGCCGGCGCGCUGCCCGUGGUGCCGGGGGUCGUGGCCGGGCUGGCGCUGGGGGCCGCCCCCGCCGCCCGCUCCUGGCUCGGGGCCCUGGCGGGGGCUUCCUGCUGCACCUGGCGCUGUGCCACAUGGUACCCGUAG
Molecule: messenger RNA, 1866 nt
Organism: Corvus hawaiiensis (hawaiian crow)
Lineage: Eukaryota; Metazoa; Chordata; Aves; Passeriformes; Corvidae
Product: zinc transporter ZIP4-like
Exons: 9
Coding region: 1-1866 (621 amino acids)
Biological process (GO): intracellular zinc ion homeostasis; zinc ion import across plasma membrane
Cellular component (GO): membrane
Molecular function (GO): zinc ion transmembrane transporter activity
Source: RefSeq, a predicted model, not a curated record